AUGAUUUUUUUAAUAUUGAUUAUCAUUAACGUCUAUAGAAUUAUUCAAUUAUCUCUUCGUUACUGUAACAUUACUGAUACAGGUGCUGAACGUUUUGCUUAUGCACUUGGUAACAUGUUAAAACAAAAUUGGAAAUUAUUAACACUUAAUCUAAGUAGAAAUCGAAUUGGUGAUUAUGGUGCUAAAUCUUUUGCAACAGCAUUACAUUAG
Messenger RNA from Rotaria sordida, 210 nucleotides. The record is from the annotation of a GenBank genome assembly. NCBI's taxonomy places the organism in Eukaryota, Metazoa, Rotifera, Eurotatoria, Philodinida, Philodinidae.